Messenger RNA from Glycine soja, 2218 nucleotides. RefSeq names its product NAC domain-containing protein 7-like. The record is from RefSeq and is a predicted model, not a curated record. Gene Ontology annotation, biological process: regulation of DNA-templated transcription. Lineage: Eukaryota; Viridiplantae; Streptophyta; Magnoliopsida; Fabales; Fabaceae. The transcript is spliced from 4 exons. Gene Ontology annotation, molecular function: DNA binding. The coding region runs from base 844 to 1938 and encodes 364 amino acids.
UGCGUUCUCUCUUCUCCUCCGGCCCCGUUCACCUCAAACGCUAACACCACAUCAUUCUUUUUAUGUCUCCAUCAGUUGCUGGUGGGUGGACUUAGAGGCUGACAUCUCUUUCUCUUUCUCUCUCUCAUUCUCAAGCCGUUUUAGCGCCACCCUUUUAUCACUCAGCUUACUGCAAUCUAGCUCCAAACCCAAAUAAAGAGAGAGAGAGAGAGAAACUCUGGAGAGAGGGGUUCAUGAAUGCUUUAUUAGGGUUCUCAUAUUUGCUUCGUUUCAUCCUCUUCUACUCCUGAAAUCACUCCUUUUCCUUCUCUUUUCUCUCUUCUCUUUCUUAAUAGUCCUCGGGAUCCGAUCUCUCUCUUCUCUUGUGGGUUUUUUCUUUUUUGAUUUGGAACUCUCUCUUCUUGUGGAUAGCUAGCAAUUACUACUACAUAAGACGCAGUUGGUGAAAGCAAAGCUGUUUGAGGACAAAGAAGGAGGAGAUUGAGUUCAAUUCCCGAGGAAAACAUUUACUACUAACUUUUUCUACUUUGCUUUUCUUGUCUUCUGUUUUUGUCCUCUUGUGUCUCCCUGCCUUUGUUUCAGUGCUGUUUCUUUUUGUCUAGUUCUGUUGGAACUUGGAUUUCAUUUGUGACCAAGUUACGACAAAAAGGCUGUUGAUGAUAGAGAGCUUAAACAACUUUCUCAUCUACCCUAUAUACCUCAAGAUUUAGUGCUGCGUACUAAGUUUUUGGUUUCAUCAGAUCCACACCGGAAUUCUAUUCAGACUCUAUACAUAGUUACAUCGAUCCUCGCGGGGAGAGCCAAAUAACGAGAUACACAGGUUUUAAUUCUUUGAGAGCGGAAAUGGAUACAUUUUCACAUGUACCACCAGGCUUUCGGUUUCAUCCAACCGAUGAAGAGCUCGUUGGUUACUACCUUAGGAAAAAGGUAGCGUCUAAAAGGAUUGAUCUAGAUGUGAUCAAAGAUGUCGAUCUCUAUAAAAUUGAACCAUGGGAUCUCCAAGAACUAUGCAAAAUAGGAACCGAUGAACAAAGUGACUGGUACUUCUUCAGUCAUAAAGAUAAGAAAUAUCCAACUGGAACUCGCACCAAUAGAGCUACAAAAGCAGGAUUCUGGAAAGCCACGGGAAGAGACAAGGCAAUAUACUCUAAGCAUUGCCUCAUUGGCAUGAGAAAGACUCUCGUGUUUUACAAAGGACGAGCCCCAAAUGGACAGAAGUCUGAUUGGAUCAUGCAUGAGUACAGACUAGAAACUAAUGAAAAUGGAACUUCUCAGGAAGAAGGCUGGGUUGUGUGUAGAGUGUUCAAGAAGAGGAUGACAACAACGCAGAAAGUGGGAGAGUAUGAUCAAUCACCCUGUUGGUACGAUGAGCAAGUUUCCUUCAUGCAAGAUCUUGAAUCCCCAAGGCGCAAUAUUUCUCAGACUUAUGCAUCAUACCACCAUCACCAACAACAGCACCACCACCAUCCCUGCAAGCCUGAGCUCAUGGAAUUGCAAUACAACAACAUUCCCCACGAUGCAUUCCUCCAACUUCCGCAACUCGAAAGCCCCAAAGUUACUCAAUCAUCAUGCUCAGUUGUCCCUUAUGGCUAUGAAAGCAACAACAACAACAAUGGAAGCACCUUGCAAUUCUCAUCACUCACUCAGGAAGAACAGCUACAAUAUUGCAAUAAUCAACAAAGUCACCAUUCUCUCUAUGGUAGCAAUGAUCAUGCAGUUGACCAGGUCACAGAUUGGCGUGUGCUUGACAAGUUUGUUGCUUCUCAGCUCAGUCACAACAACCAAGAUGUUUCCAAGGAAACCAGUUAUUCCAAUGCACCUAUCUUCCAUGUGGCUGAACAAAUUUCUGUGGCUGCAAAUGGAUCCAAAAAGGAGCAAGUUUCUCAGGAGUAUGCUUCAACGUCUACCUCCAGUUACCAGAUUGACCUGUGGAAGUGAAUUUUUAUAUAUAUAUAUAUAUAUAUAGUAACUAUAAAUAAGAUACGAUGCAUAAUACCAAUUAUAGGAAGUACGUACAAGUGAAUGUUGGAAAAAAAAGACCAUAGUGUUGUUGCUACGUGUUGUUGUACAUAAGAAGCCUAAAAUGUUUUAUAUAUCAUUAGUUGUUGAACCUCUUGAGGCUGGAGUAUAUGGACUGAAAAUGUAUCCAUUAGUUGCAAUUCUUCAGUUGCAAAAAAUACGCCUAUAUAUAGAAAACAAAUUAGUGCUUCAAGGUCAA